UCUGACGGUGGUAUCUUCACUAUGCAACUGAUGGAAAGUCGAUAAACGAGGCGCGAUCUCUUAUUUUUAGUCCGGCGUUUUACAAUAAACUAUUUAUUCUUCGCGUACCAGUAGUUCAACUUCCAACUCAACUAAACAUGUAGGCGAAUGACCGACGCGCGCGGCUCAUUUGGUGCUGUUUUAUUUAUCAACAUGAUUCCUCCUGCCAACAUGAUCCAGGAGGACCCUACGGGGAAGGAAAACGCACAGGAGGAGCGUGAGCCUCAGUCCCCCACAUCUAUCAGCAAACAGGAGUCAAAGCUGCAGAGGCUAAAGCGUUCACUAUCCUUUAAGACCAAGAGUUUUCGCAGCAAAAGUGCUGAUAACUUUUUCCAGCGGCCAAUUGAGGAUGGGAAGUUUAAGUCAGAACUGCUCUCAGACAUCAGUAGCAGCACGGGCCAUCUGAGCACCAUUGGCGUAUCCGUCUCCAUCCCAGCCAUUUCUCUGCCACCACCUCCGCUGCCCUCCGUAAUCCCAGGCAACCUGCCUAUCACGAUCUGUUCCCCGUCCCGGGCCCCACGCCAGACGGACCCCAAUGCGCACACCUUUCUGGAGCAUAUCUUUAAGAAACCCCACUUUUGUGACAUCUGCAACCACAUGAUUGUAGCUUGCCAAGGGGGAGCAGGCAAAGUGUUUGGUCCCAAUGCAAAGCUGGGUCUCCGAUGCAAGGCCUGCAAGAUGGGCAUCCACCACAAGUGCCUGGAUGGAGUUGGACAGCAGAAAUGCAUGGGAAAACUGCCCAAAGGUUUUAGAAGAUAUUCCAGUUCCCCUCUGCUAAUUCAGGAACAGUUUGGCUGCAUCAGGGAGGUUAUGCCCAUUGCUUGUGGCAGUAAGGUUGACCCAGUGUAUGAGACAUUAAGGUUUGGAACCUCUCUGGCACAGAAGUCUAAGCGGGCCAGUGGAUCAGAAUCACCACAGAGAAACUCUAAAACUGUGGCAACAAAAGGUGUGGUUGGUAGACGGAGACACUGACCUAAAAUAGAGGUGCACCUAUAAAUUGGCCGAUGAUGCUUGCUUCUCAAUGAAAUUCGGUGAAAUGCCGCUACAUCCAAAAGCCAGAGGGCGCUCUUGUGCAGAAACUCAAUAUGCGCUGCAGACGAAAAACCAUACACACGCAGCUAUGACACGCAGCUCCAGGAAAUAGCUUAAGGAUAUAUUUAUAUUGCUGUUCUUCAAACCUUUUCAGGUAUGUUCAUGAUAAUAAAGAAUAUCUAUAAUGAUUAUGUUUGACGAGUGUUGCUUGUUCAAAUGUAUGUAAGGAGUAACUGAUCAAAAGCCAUAGUACAUGAAAUAGCUGUGGAUAAAAUGUGGGUGUGAUGGCUACAGCAUCACACAGGAAAUUUUUAAUAACUUGUUUUAUUUUCGGACCAGGAAUACUCUUAAAUCUAAAAAUAAAAAUAAACUAAACGAAUGGUUGACAAGUUUAAUAUGCAUUUUAAAUUAGCAAAUGCACACAUUUAAUUGAUCACAUAGAAAUUAAUGCACUUGCAAUAUGCAACGUGGGUCCGGAUCAAAUUCCCUUCAUGUCCGGACUUUGAGAACCCCUGAUCUAGUGUAAUGCAUACAGGGCCGGAGGCCACUUUACAGCCCGGGAGUUUCAGGCCCAAGACGGCCCACUUUUUCCAUAGUGUAAUUUUUUCAGAUUGGAUAAAUGAAGCAACAGUUCAGCUCUUACUAUUGUGUAGUUUUUAUUAAUAUCAUGGUUAAACAAAUAAGGUAAAGUUUAAAAAAUAUUUCACUUAAGAUGAGAAGUUAACAAAAAUAUUCCACUA
Paramisgurnus dabryanus is the source of this 1811-nucleotide messenger RNA. Lineage: Eukaryota; Metazoa; Chordata; Actinopteri; Cypriniformes; Cobitidae. The record is from RefSeq and is a predicted model, not a curated record.